This is a messenger RNA of Penicillium olsonii, 861 nucleotides long. The record is from the annotation of a GenBank genome assembly. Lineage: Eukaryota; Fungi; Ascomycota; Eurotiomycetes; Eurotiales; Aspergillaceae.
AUGUUCAAUUUUCCGGGCCGUAUUGCCUGGUGCGCUAUGGAGAUCCUCGGGCCCAUCAACUUGAUCUACAACCUGAUGCUUCCAUCCAUCUACUCGCCCUCAAUCGGUGACCUCCCAGCUUCAAAUAUCAUGGUUGCAUCAAUGUAUUGCAUCCACUACUUCAACCGUGCAAUCAUCUCCCCCUUUUUUGCGGCACCGAGCAUGUCCCCAAUCCACCUCUUCAUCAUGUCCUCUGCCAUGCUCUUCAACUGGUUCAAUUCUUCAUGUCUCGCAGGCUGGCUGCGGGGAUACACUAUUCCCACGAUUCCACUCUAUCGAAGUGCCUCCCGCUCCGCCACAGUGGACCUAAUCCCUACCAUCGGGGUCAUUCUGUUCGCAAUCGGCAUGGCCGGCAACAUCUACUCUGAAAGAAUGCUCUUUCGACUCCGGCGAGAAGAAGCCGAAAAGCGAACCAAGAAAACCGAUGACGCAGGUCCCAAUAAAUAUCACAAAGUAUAUGUCAUCCCCCCUGCCCAAGGGGUCUUCCGCUACAUCCUGUAUCCGCAUUAUGUCUUUGAGUGGCUCGAGUGGCUCGGCUUUGCACUGGCCGGGACUUCCGUAGUCCCGCUUUCUGACCUGCCACCUGCGCCUGCUGCGGCCAUGACUCCUCCACUACGACUUGCGCCUUGGUUGGUUCCCGCUGCGUGGGUCGCUGGGAAACUUGCUGUGCCCCUGCCCUUGCCGGCCGUUGUCUUUGUCAUCAAUGCCGUGGCGAAUAUGCUGCCCCAUGCGCGAUGGGGACGGGUGUGGUACGUUGAGAAGUUUGGAGAGAAGGCAGUUGCUGGAAGAGGCGCGGCUGUGCCUGGGUGCGCCUGGAUGUAA